AUGCUAUUUAACAGAUGGCUCUAUCGAAGUACUAUAGUCAGGAAGCAAUUAACAAGUCCCAGACUUAAAGCAUGGCGAUUGCCCGUGGGUUCGGCGCUCGCUGUACUGGCUGUAGCCUAUGGUACAUAUAAUUUGACGGGACUUCGACAUGCUACAGAUGAGCUCUCUCCUCUAUAUUUCAUACGCUACAAAAUAACACAGCAUAAAGACAUCGAUUCUUGCCAUUUUUUGCUAGAAUUGUCACCGUUAAAGGGACAGAAGGUUAAUUUGUGGUCAACUCUAAAAAAUGAGUUCAUUUGGUCCAUCGAAAUUAAACAACCUGAAAUAAUGAUUACAAGACGUUACACUCCAUUACCAAUGAGACUAAAAGGUAACAACGUUGAAUUACUUUCUCAGGGCGAUAAUAAUGAUGGGAGAUUAUUGUUGUAUGUGAAAGAAUAUAACACAGGUGAACUCACGAGAUGGUUAAGUUCAUUGCCAACGGGUCAUAUAGUAGAAGUUCGAGGCCCCUUUGUCGACUAUCAACUCAUUGAAAGCGGGAGGUAUGAUCAGAUUAAUUUUUUCACUGCGGGUACCGGUGUUACUAUCGCCUUGCAGUUCCUGUUAAAUAAGCAAAAUGAUCUUUCCUGUCCUAAAGUCAAAUGGUUUCAUUCUUGUAACACCAUCGCGGACCUGGGACCAUUAACUAAGCUUAUGGAUACCCAUAUGGCCGAAAAUUGCAAUAUCAGAUUGCAAAUACUACAAUCUUCUUUGAAUGAGGACCUGCGAUCUCCUUCUAUGGAAGCCUUUCAAGCAAUUCCAAUGUUUCAUCCACUAUCACAAAAUAAUGGAAUAUUGUCAAAGCGUGCAUUCUCUUUCGUGUGUGGACCUGAAGAAUAUAUCGCUACAGUAGCAGGAAAUAUUUUCUAUCCUUACCAAGGCCCAAUCGGCGGUAUUCUCAAGCUAAAAGGUUGGCCUUCCGAUAACGUUCGUAAACUUUCUUGA
Messenger RNA from Kazachstania africana CBS 2517, 984 nucleotides. RefSeq names its product oxidoreductase (gene CYC2). Gene Ontology annotation, molecular function: oxidoreductase activity. NCBI's taxonomy places the organism in Eukaryota, Fungi, Ascomycota, Saccharomycetes, Saccharomycetales, Saccharomycetaceae. The record is from RefSeq and is a predicted model, not a curated record. The transcript has a single exon. The coding region runs from base 1 to 984 and encodes 327 amino acids.